Molecule: messenger RNA, 1394 nt
Organism: Acaulospora colombiana
Lineage: Eukaryota; Fungi; Glomeromycota; Glomeromycetes; Diversisporales; Acaulosporaceae
Source: the annotation of a GenBank genome assembly
AGCUGCAGUCCAAAUAUGGUGACAUGUUUGAAGUUUACUUAGGACCCCAAAGACAUAUUUGGCUGGGUCGUGCUGACCUCGUAGAGAAAAUAUAUACUGCUUCGACAAAAAGUAAUUACUUCAUACAUCAGCCGGACUCUCACGGAGGGCUUGCUGAAUUGGAUAUGGCGGAUAAAGGAUUGGUGUUGAACUGUAAUCUGAACACUUGGAAAUUUAAUCGUAAAUUCCUGAUAACGUCGUUGUUUUCCAAAAGUUUCCUAAGGGAAGCGUUAGUAGAGACAACCACACGGUUCGCCGAAAUUGAAUCGUAUUGGGCGAAACUGGGUCACGAUAAAGAAUUGGAUUUUCCACAAUGGAUGACCCGAUUCUUCACUGAUUCUACGACCGCAAUGACCACAGGAAGAAAAGCAACAGCAUCUUUCGCGUAUUACCAAAAAUUCACGAAAAAACAUAACAGUAAAUCCGAGCCAGCUGAAACCGAAGUAUUCUUAGAUCACUUAUUGACCUGGGAAUAUUCGAUGAAAUUCUUCAUAUUACUACCACCAUUCCUUAGGAAUUACGUACCGGGACUACGCCAUUACAAUGAAAAAUAUAAGAAAAAUAAAGCCUGGUUGGAUGAAUAUCUUUUCGGAUUAAUCAGGCACCGUAGGUCGGAAAUCGAAAGUAUGCCGGAGAACGAGGAGCUACAUCCAAAUGUAUUGUCACUCCUGAUUACCGCAAAUACACCUAAGGGGUUAAGCGUCGAGGUUGAGGGUGCUUUUCGCCCUAUGAUCGAAAAGGAGAUAUCUUCAAACAUGUUGGAAGUUUUUGCCGGUGGUAUUGAAACUACUGCUAAUUCGGUUAGUUUCAUUGUAUAUUACCUAUCCACACAUCCUCAAUAUCGAAAACGGUUUCUCCAAGAGAUCCACGACAUCCUCGGUGACGACAUCAACACUCCAAUUACCGCCGAAAACAUUGAAAAAUUCACCUUCCUCGAUGCUAUAAUCAAAGAAUCUGCUCGUCUUAAACCAGCAAUUUCAUUGUUCUUCCGCACAGCAGCCGAAGAUGAUGAAAUAGGCGGUAUGUAUUGGAGAGCGGGAACCAUGUUCUUCACAAAUUUUCAUGGACUUCACAUGAAUAAAGCACAUUGGAAGAAUCCGACAGAAUUUAACCCCGAGAGAUUUUUGGAAGGGGCUGACCCGAUACCAAAGAAUGCUUUUAUGCAAUUUGGGGCUGGUAUGAGAAUGUGCCCGGGUCGACAGUGGGCUGUAUUGCAGAUAAAGGCGUUAUUGAUUUCAUUGUAUAGAAAGUAUGAAGUGGAAUUGGCAGACAAGAAUGCACCUUUGAAACACGUCUAUACUAUUGUUAACCACGUUUAUGAUUUGAACAUUAAAAUCUCUCCAAAGAUUCGGUAA